This is a messenger RNA of Suillus plorans, 1908 nucleotides long. Its product is annotated as Endonuclease/exonuclease/phosphatase. Lineage: Eukaryota; Fungi; Basidiomycota; Agaricomycetes; Boletales; Suillaceae. The record is from RefSeq and is a predicted model, not a curated record. The transcript is spliced from 4 exons. Gene Ontology annotation, molecular function: poly(A)-specific ribonuclease activity; protein binding. The coding region runs from base 1 to 1908 and encodes 635 amino acids. Gene Ontology annotation, biological process: nuclear-transcribed mRNA poly(A) tail shortening. Gene Ontology annotation, cellular component: CCR4-NOT complex; cytoplasm; nucleus.
AUGGGCCAGGCUUCACCAGGAAGCGUUGGCAGCCAGAUCAUAACACCCCAUUGGCAGCAGCAACUUCUGAAGUGUGAGAUGAUCAGGUCCUCUCGGUCUUCACAUCACCGUGCCCGCGCUAGCGCAAUGGCAUCACGCACGGUCAUUAAAUCCGCUAUCCCUAUCACAAAUCCCAACCUUGUCAAGCCCAGUACGAGCACAAGUGUCGACAUCACAGAAUCCUCCUCGAAAGACCCACCCGGAACACCAGCUCUAUCCUCCACCCCCGCCUUGAGUGCCGGCGAGAGCUCACCAGGCGUCGCAAAUUCUGUGGUCAAUCACCCUUCGUCCACUGUUGCUCCUAUUGCCGAGACCCCACGGCCUACCGCCAAACCCCCACAGAACACCUGGAACUCCCUUGACAUGGGUGGCAUCAAUAUUAAAAACAUCCCACCGUCUUCCGGCCUCUUCAAGUUCACUUUCCUCAUCAACCUUUAUCUCAACCACAAUGCCCUCACCUCUAUACCUGCCGGAAUUGCGAAGCUCCGUCACCUUGAACUCCUCGAUCUUAGUGGAAAUAACCUCUCAACAGUUCCUGCUGAGCUCGGCAUGCUCACCCAGCUGAAGGAAUUAUACUUGUUUGACAACCAUCUUGUGACCCUGCCAGCUGAACUAGGCAGUCUGCACCAGUUACAGACAAUCGGUGUCGAGGGGAACCCCAUAGACACGUCUCUGAAGGCCAUUGUGCAGAAAGACGGUACACCCGCCCUCAUUUCUUACCUGCGCGACAGUUGCCCUGUCCCAUCUCCUCCACCAGAACGUCUUUGGAAGUACCUCAUUUUGCCUCAAGAGCGGGAGGCCCUUGCCGCGGAUCCUGCUACAGAGACGCUCAGUGCUCUCUGCUACAACAUUCUGUGUGAGAAGUACGCGACGGAGCGGUUGUACGGAUACACACCGUCAUGGGCACUCAGCUGGGAUUAUAGGAAGGAAUUGAUAUUGACGGAAAUAAUGAAUUACGAUACCGACUUUUUGUGCCUGCAGGAAGUGGAUAUCGCACAGUACGAGGACUACUUUGUGAAGCAUUUGCAGGGGCAAGGGUAUGAGGGAAUUUACUGGCCAAAGAGUAGGUAUAAGACGAUGAGUGAUGCAGAUCGUCGGCAGGUUGAUGGGUGUGCAACGUUCUACAAGGCAGACAAGUACUGCCUCGUCGAACGUCACCUCAUCGAGUUCAGCGCCGUCGCAAUGCAGCGUCCCGACUUCAAGAAAACAGAUGACAUGUUCAACCGUGUGCUAGGCAAAGACCAUAUUGCCGUUAUCUGCCUCUUUGAGGUGAAAGAAACGGGCACUCGCAUCAUUCUUGCCAAUGCUCAUAUCCACUGGGAUCCCGCCUAUCGCGACGUCAAGCUCGUCCAAGUCGCGCUUCUCGUCGAUGAGAUCGAGAAGAUCGCUGCAAACUUUGCACGGAUGCCCCCGAGGCCGGAUACACCCCGCGCGCCCGUCUACAGCGAUGGAAGCAAGAUCCCGCUGAUCAUUUGCGGAGACUUCAACAGCGUCCCGUCUUCGGGUGUAUAUGAGUUCCUUACGAACGGGAGCGUGCCACCCGACCACCCAGACUUUAUGAGUCACCUGUAUGGGCGGUACACCACGGAUGGGCUGCGGCAUCGUUUGGGGCUCAGAAGUGCGAAUGCGGCAGCGGGUGAACUCCCGUUAACGAAUUAUACGCCAAGCUACCAAGGCGAGAUCGACUAUAUAUGGUAUUCGACUGCAAAUCUAGCUGUGAAUGCGGUACUGGGAGAAGUGGACAGAGGGUACUUGGAAAAAGUGGUAGGGUUCCCGAACGCUCAUUUCCCAUCAGAUCACAUAUGCAUCAUCAGCGAGUUCCGCGUGAAGCCUCCACGACCGCCAGCCUUGCUACCAACGGCGUCUUGA